AUGGCCUCUCCCGCCCAAAACGUCACCCUUGUCGGCGCCGCCGGCAGCGUCGGCACCGUCGCCCUUGAGAAGCUCGCCGCCUCUCGCCACAACCUCCAAGUUCUGCGCCGCGCCGGCUCCAAGUCCGCCGUUCCCGCCGGUGUCAAGGUCGUCGACGUCGACUUCUCCUCCCCCUCCGCCCUGACCAGCGCCCUCAAGGGCCAGGACGUCGUCAUCUCCACGCUGCCCGCCGAGGUGGCCUCCCUGCAGACCACCCUCAUCGACGCCGCCAUCGCCGCCGGCGUGCGCCGCUUCCUCCCUAGCGAGUUCGGCUGCGACAUCGAGAACCCGCUCGCCCGUCAGAUCCCCGUCUUUGGCGAAAAGGUCAAGGUGGAGGAGCACCUGAAGGAGAAGGCGGCCGCGGGCCUCAUCUCGUACACCUUCGUCUACAACGGGCCGUUCCUCGACUGGGGCAUCCAGAAGCAGUUCGUGCUCAACGUCGCGGGCUACAAGCCGACGCUGCUGGACGACGGUAAGGCCGUGUUCAGCUCGACCAACCUGGAGACGGUGGGCCGCGCGCUGGCGGCCAUCCCGGAUCACCUGGAGGAGACCAAGAACCGCGCCGUGUUCCUCGAGGAUAUCAAGAUCUCGCAGGCGCGCCUGCUGGAGCUGGCGAAGCAGGCCGCCCCGGAGAAGCCCUGGGAGGUCAGCUACGCCAAGAUCGACGACCUCGUCAAGGUCGCCGGCGAGGGCCUGGCUAAGGGCGUCUUCACAUUUGACAACAUUGCCCCGUUCAUCCACAAGUCGUUCAUUGCUGAAGGCUACGGCGGCAACUUUGCCAAGUCGGACAAUGAGCUCCUCGGCCUCGGCCACAGCUCGGAGGAGUUUGUUCUGGAGCAGUACAAGAAGCUUCUUCAGUGA
Molecule: messenger RNA, 900 nt
Organism: Cordyceps fumosorosea ARSEF 2679
Lineage: Eukaryota; Fungi; Ascomycota; Sordariomycetes; Hypocreales; Cordycipitaceae
Product: NAD(P)-binding domain protein
Exons: 1
Coding region: 1-900 (299 amino acids)
Molecular function (GO): oxidoreductase activity
Source: RefSeq, a predicted model, not a curated record